Molecule: messenger RNA, 987 nt
Organism: Paramacrobiotus metropolitanus
Lineage: Eukaryota; Metazoa; Tardigrada; Eutardigrada; Parachela; Macrobiotidae
Exons: 2
Coding region: 3-683 (226 amino acids)
Source: RefSeq, a predicted model, not a curated record
CUAUGCCGGCAAAAGUGGGCGCCUUUAAAAUGUGCACACAGAGUAAACAGAUUUAUUCCUAUAUGAUGAAAGUCCCGGCGACAUCCGUCGCCCGUAUGUGCGGAAUAGGCUUCGCUUUCGGGGCUAUCCUGUCGGAAAUUGCCGAUUUAGCCUUAGCGCCACACCUGGCUCCGCCCAAUCCCGACCACAACAUCCUGGAGUACAUCGGGAUUAUCAUGGCCGGCCUGGGUUUCCUCACAGAAUUCUGGAACCUAACGUGCCACGGGCGGCCGCUGACCCGGGCCAUCGGGACCCUCCUAGCCAUCGUGGCCACCAUGGGCAUCGCGCUGCUUCUCGUCCGCUCCGUCCUGUCGGCCGUGGCGCUCUUCCACUACGAAGCCGCGCCCCCGGAGCCCGAUUUCCAGCUGUCCCGGUGGUUGCGCACUGAGGAGAAACGCCGGCUGGAGGAGCGCGCCCGCCGUCUGGGCAGUAUCCGGGUGGUAGCCGCUACCUUCUACGGAUUACUGUACUGCACGCUGAUGGAAUCGCUGCUGCAAGUGUGCUGCCGGGCGGAAAACGGGAGUCCGGCCGCCGGUCAGGAUAUGUUGUGGGGCGGCGUCCGCACCUCGACGCAGUAUACGCCGGUGACUCAGCGCUCGGUGACGACGGAGCAGGCGUCCAUCAGCGAGCAGGUUUCCGUGUAACCUGCAACGCAAACAUGAGGUGUAGAUGGUGACCGUUGAAAGUUUGAGCUGAAUGUGACAAUUCUUAUUACAUCUUAGCCGUGACCUUUACGCUGCCUCAGCACUAAUGGGAAAAUACAGUAGUUUCGCCGAAAAACAAAAUGUAGCACAGUUGUUAAUGGUGUACAGUUGCUUGUGGCCUUUGUAAGUUUGAGUUGAAAAGUGACCUUUAAGAAGAGCGCCUGUGUGUUGUCGGUAGACUUCUGAAAUGACGUUUUGGACUGCUACACACAUGUGUUUAAAUUCAUAUGCAAUCACGGGUGUU